AUGGCUACUACCGCUGCCAAGUCUGCCACGGCCAAUGGAAAGCCGCGCAAGAAACCAGCACCUUCGACGGAACCAGCUGACGCCCCAAAGUUGCCCAUGGUUUGGGUCACUCAAGGGAUCACUGAUCACGCUGCUUAUAUUUUGCGACAGGCCGAUGAUGGUCGCAAAUUCGUCAAGUGGAUUGCCAGUGGCAUGACACAGUGGGUCGCUGCUGAUGCAAAGGUCCAAAGCGAGUUGCCCAAACGACGGCGAGGACGUCGAGGCAAUCAGGAUCAUGACUUUGUGUUUGAAGAAGACCCCGCCGUGGAUAUCAUUAAGCUACAACCAGAGAAAUCCUUCAGAAAGCCAGCAGAUAAAACGGUCAAAAAGAAGGACAAGAUAGCCAAGAAGAAGAUGCCAGUCAUCAAGAUAAGCAAACAGCCUCAGGGAUAUCCAUUUCAGGCAGCAGGAAGCAUCCAUGAUGGGAUUCAAGAUGUACAAAGCCAAGUUGCAAGCGCAACUGAGGUUGCCACACAAGCCACCCAAGAUCCGACAACGAGUGAAAGCGAAAACAAUCCAUUUUCUACGGAAUUGCAAGGCCAAACCACCCUCGGGGAGACCAAGGUCAUCCUUCAUUCUGAAGCAUUUGAAACGGGGAUCCAAGUUUCCCCAUUUCACGAGGAAUCCGCGAUCUUACUCGAGGGCAAAACCGACUCUACGACCUCUGAACAAGCGGGUGGCAAUGAUCAUGAUGGCAUUACAACGGAACUUGAGCUGCAAGAAAAAGAGCAGACGCAUCGCCCCGACUCCAACGUAGCUACAGCACACCCUUUUCACGGCCACGACAGCGUGGUCUUGUUCCCUGUCAGCCAACAGGAACCAAGCAGCGAAGCCGUGAUAGUAGAAGAAUCCGUUGAUUCAAUACCAAGAGCAAAAUAUCCAUUGGGCACAAAGGUAUACAAGGAGUUCCCUCCCUUUGGGUGGUUCACCGGGAAAGUUGUUUCUUUCGACGGGCACAUCUACAAAGUCACCUACGAAGACGAUGACAGCGAAAAUCUGAUGGAACAAGAUUUGGAUGGCAUCGCCGUAGCUCCAGAUGAUCUGCUUUUCUUACCAUUGGAUAACUCGGACGAUCACGGACAAGAAGGUCAGGAUGUGCUAAUGGGACCGCAACAAUCUGCAGGAGAAGCGACCUCGUCCGUUCCAGGAAAUCUUCUUGCUUUUUCUGUGCAGGGGCCAGCUUUGGGUGGAAAAGUCGCUGUGGAAUCUUUCAUGGAAGAGACUUUGGAAAGUACGACAGAGGGAGGAUCCCAAUCCGCCGCACAACAGCCAGAACAGCGAGAGCCCAAACUGAAGUCGUUAUUGGCGCAAGACUUGUCAUCAAUGCACUCUGACGUCGCAGCUCAGAUGCAAGCUCUCAAGCUAGAUGAGGCGGCGCCAGGGACAGAGUCCAAAUCUGAUCCAAAUCAGUCAUCUAUCCUUGCUCGUAGCAAUGUGGAACAGCAAGCUUUGCUUCGGCAACAAAAAGCCGAGCUACGUUCUCGCCCUCCAAUUCUAUCCAAUUUGAAACCAAAAACAAGCGAGGACACACCAAUGAAGGAGGUGCAUCCAACAAUACCAACAACGACAACAACAGUACCGCCAGCGGCAGUCGCGACAACAAUUAUUAAAGAAGCACCGGCCCAAUCAAGCGGUGGUCAACAGAACCCACCAACAACCAAGCAUAUCAAUGCAAGCAACGUGACUGCUGCUGAAAACGAUGAACACGCCAAGGCACGCAAAACGAUUUCGUUAACGAAACAAAAUCCUGUUCCGGCAGUGCAAGCAUUUUCAAAAGAGACAGAUUCCGUCGGUAAUUCUACUGGUGAAGGAAUGUUGCCUGGAAAGAGUGGACCCACAUUAGGUUCGGAAAUGGUCAAGGAUUCCAAAGACACAAUCCACACUGGAGAGGAGACUGGCAGUACGAAAAACGAAGGGGCCGCACCUGCUCUGGCAGCACCGACACCUGAGAAAAUGAAACCCUCUUCCAUCGAUGUAAAACCCAAAGCCUCUCGUCAAGACGGCAGCAUUGCAAACCUCGAGCGGAAUGUUCCAGCCGAAAACUGUCAAAAGAAGGUCACUGCCACAAAGGUACAGCAGACGAAAGAAGUAUACGAGUUGCCAAGGAGCAAUGCGCCAAAACAGGUUACCGAAAGUAAGCUCUCUGGGACUGCAAAUGAAGAACCUGAGAAGCGUAACCAGGCUAAAACAUGUAGCAAAGCAACCCGCGUAAACACCAAAACCGAAACAAUCAGCGAAGGAAUUCAUCCAAAGGCAUCAUACUCCAACCCUAGCUCGAAAGAGACUAAAGUUACACAAAGAGAACCAAAGGCAUCACCCAACACAACGAUGAUCGAGAAAUCCAAGAAAACAAUGCCGUCCGCCUCGGCUCUUCCUCUCAAGAAUGCGUUCGGCCCCGCCAAAGUCGCUAGAGAAGACAAACCCCACACAUCGGUUCCUACGACGCCAAUAAUAAUUGGAGGAAAAGCGAAGAAUGACAAGUCUCAAAAUCGAAAGAAGCCUGGAGUUGACGAACACAAAUCUUCAGCUCCACAGGAUCGUCAACAACCGACAAUCUCAACGACUAGAGCAAAGGAGGACAAACAGGCCAAAGUGACAGCCUCGCAAUCAAUGGCAGACAUAAAACUCAGCGUCAGACAACCGCAGCCACGCCCGGAAAAAGUGGCAAACGGCCUGCCUCUCCCCAGAUCGCAACAUGUGCAAGUAUCGGCUUUGGCGCCGCCUCUGCUACAGUGCUCUGCACCGACGAAGAAAGGAAAGCCGCACAUGAACAAGGAACCAUCCAUAAUACGAAAGAGUCCCGAUAACGUGAUGGAAACACACGAUGACGCCGCGAUACAAGGGGACAAACUCAUCGUCGUCGGCUCAAAACACAGCGACCCAGCAACCGCCCGAAGACACCUGAAGCUGGGCCUGGAUCCUGAUAGAACUACAAUCCGCGCAGAAAAGCAAGUCUUGGCUGGGGAUGCAAAUCAGAUCACUGGAGGGACUGAGGGGCAACAACAGACGCAUACUGUUUGUCGAAUGGUGGUGGCGGGACAGCUAUCCGCAGGGGAGAACAAGUCGUUGACCUUGAAAUCAUCAGCACUUGGUCAACUGACAGAAAACGAAAGCCCAAGAGUUGACCAAGCUUCGACCGUGUCAGAGGUUAUGGUGAUUGUGACCAAUGAUGAGACGAAGAAAACUCAAAGAAGUGACCCCGUAGUUGACCAAGCUCCAAGCAAGACAGAGGAUAGGACAAAGGAGACAAAUAAAAAUGAGACGGAAAAGAAGCCAACAAGUGACCCUGAAGCGGUCCAACCGCCAACCAAGCCAGAGGAUGCAGCGAAAGAGACAGACAGAACGGAGAAAAAGCGAACGAGUGACCCAAAUGUUGACCAGGGUCCCAUGGUUGACCAAACUCCUCCCAUGUCAGAGCAUGUGGCAAAGGAGACAGGUGACAACAACAAAAAGCCAACUAGCAACCCAAAAGUUGACCAAGGUCCCACCAGGUCUGAAGAUACAACAAAGCCGGCAAAUGCGACAAGUAAGACAAACGAAACAGAGAAGCAGCAAACAAGUGACACAAAAGUUGAGCAAGGUCCGACCAGGUCAGAAGAUGCAGCAAAGCUGGCAAAUGAGACAAAUGAAACAGAGACGCAGCAAACAAGUGAUACCAAAGUUGAGCAAGGCCCGACCAGGUCGGAAGAUACAACAAAGCUGGCAAAUGAGACAAAUAAGGCAAAUGAAACAGAGAAGCAGCAAACAAGUUACACCAAAGUUGAGCAAGGCACAACCAGGUCAGAGGAUGCAACAAACGAGACAAAUGCGACGGAAAAGAAGCCAGCAAGCGACGCCGCUGAGGUUCAAACGGUCGAUUUGGCGAACUCAGAGCCAAAGAUUGGCCCCGCAGAGGCACCGGAAGGGCCAAAGACUGGCGGUUGCGCAGAAGCACCAGAAGCACCAGAAGAGCCUCAAAUUGAAGUCGCGGUAGAAGCACCAGAAGAGCCUCAGAUUGACGUCGCGGUAGAAUUACCAGAAGAGCCUCAGAUUGACGUCGCGGUAGAAGCACCAGAAGAGAGCCCAGCCGAAAUUCAGAAAUGUGACGAACAACCGCCGCAACUCGAAAUAUCUAUACGCGAAGCGACGCCGAAACCAGAGGAAUCGAAGGAGGAUGCGAGUCUAGCAGAGGACGCUGAGGAUUGCAUCACAGCGCGGCCCGACGCAAUCAAUGUAGAGACUUGCGUCGACGUGAGAGAUUUGACUAGUGAGGAAGCGACACCAGCAAUCGCAGGUGACUACCAUGAAAGCGUCGCCGAUGAUGAUGUAGAAGAGAUUAGAAUAAAUGCAUACGGAAAUCCGGAUAUCAACGACAACGAAGACGAUGGGGAUGAUUCGGUGGCCAUCGAAAUCGACUUGACAUCAUCCAUGUACAGUGAUCCAGAUGCAUAUCAAGAGCCAACUGAAACUGAAGAGAACAAGGAGACCAUUGGGGAGGACGAGAAAAGGCAAAGCGACUCCGAUGUGGCAUCGGUUGUUUCUGACAACAUUGAAGAGGCGAAGGCCUUGCAACAGUCCAGUAGCCAAUCAACGACCACAGCGACCCACCCCGAUUCCUCUGCACCAGUCGAGAAUAUUGAUUUGACUUCGGGCUCAAAACGUGCGCCGCCCUCUGGAUCGAUCGUUUUGGAUGAAAAAGCAGCAAAGCGAAAGAAAACGAAUGGAGCAGACAAGAAACCACCGCCAAAACCAAUUGAAGUCAAGGCCAAAGCACCAGCAAAGAAGCGACCUCCUACGGCAGCCACACAAAAGUAUCCGGAUGAGCCAGUUCGAAAAUCGCGUCGGAUCGCUAGGAGAAAGGAGGACAUGAAAGGAAAAGACGAAGAGGACAGCGAAUGGGUGCACCCCAAGACGUCACCAAAAGUAAAAAUACCCACGAAGGCCAAAGAAGCACCCGCACCCCCGAAGGACGAAAAACCUAAACCAACUGUCACUUUCGAUAUUCCCGACGACGAGAAACCGGUCAAUGAAUCCGCAGUGGCAAAUCCAAAACCGAGCGCGGAAGUAGAAGUUGGAGCGGACGAAGACGAGCAGAGCGAGGAUGAAUCAUCUCAGGAGAAGCCUGUGAAGAAGGUCGUCUUCCUUGACUUGACGGAGGAAGGAGCCUCGGGCACGACGUUGGCCGAUUUCAAGUCGUCAAAAACGCGCUCCCAGCCUAAAGAAGCCGUGGCUGCAACAAGAGAUUCCGAACCGGGCAGUAGCAGUAGCAGUACGUGCGAAGACCUGCUUCUGCUUGCGGAAGCCAUGGUCACCAUGAGCACCACAAAGCCAACUUGGAAACCGCCACCACAGGCAGCUGAAAGUAUACAAAGACCACCCCCACCCCCGCCAAAACCUGUGCGAGUUUUCCCUGAAGAAACAUGCUGCCCAGUGUGCCACGAGCACAUCAAAGAACUCGACAAAACUCCAGUAGAUUGGUCGAGGCCCUUGCAAUAUCCCACUCACGCGGCUACAAUCGAUGCAAUCAAGGCACAUACCGACCAACACCACAAGGCUGUUCCUGUAUGGAAUGUGCUUGAGGCAACGCUUGGAUUGAGACUUCCAACUUCAGCUGCUACAGGGUCGAAUGGACAGCCAAGCAACAACAAAGUGCUUACUCCAACCUCCUACGUUAAACUUGCAUUGCGCCACGCCGUCUGUUGCAGCUACUACGUUGAUGAUAGUCUGAAGGACAUGCAGAGGCUCCGUGAUGUGUUUGUGCGGCGGUUGGGUAUUGCUCGUGGCUUUAUUCAAUGGAGUUCUGACUACUUCCUGCGAGACCACACGUGUAAGAACUGCUCGGGGAACACUGUGUCGAGUGCUGAACUCCGACGGUCGUCACUGCUGCUCUUGGCUUACCUAGAGGAGCACAUUCUGGAGUAUGCCUUUGAGACAAAGUUUGAGGUUACUCGGGGCCUUUCUCGCGAUAUGCCCAUGGUCCAGUGGAGAAAUACAGUGCAAAACGUGCUCCUGCACCCGAAUGGAAUCGAAUCAUCUUGGUUCAUCAAGCCUUCCGCAUACAACGAAUUCCUCCAGCACUCUCAUUACAGUGCACAUCGAUGA
Messenger RNA from Seminavis robusta, 6120 nucleotides. The record is from the annotation of a GenBank genome assembly. NCBI's taxonomy places the organism in Eukaryota, Bacillariophyta, Bacillariophyceae, Naviculales, Naviculaceae.